AUGAGAAAAAGUUAUAAAUAUCGCUUGUAUCCUAAUCAACAAGAGAAAGUUCUAAUUGACAAAAUAUUAGAAACUUGUCGUUGGCUCUAUAACUACUUCCUAGCCGAAAGGAGGGAUAAAUAUGAAAAAGAGCAAAAGAAAGUCAGUUAUACCCAACAACAAAACUCUUUACCUGAACUAAAAGAAACUAAUCAUAAUCUCCGAGGCAUUUAUUCCCAAGUUCUCCAAGAUGUAGCCCAAAGAGUUAAAAAGGCUUUUCAAGGCUUAUUUUUGAGAUUAAAAAGUAAAACAAGCAAAGCAGGUUAUCCAAGGUUCAAAUCUUUUGGGAGAUAUGACAGUUUCACUUACUCCCAAAAUAAUGGGAGUUAUAAAUUAGAACAAGACAAAUUAAGGUUAGCCAACAUUGGUAAGGUGAAAAUUAAACUUCACCGAGAACUAGUGGGAGAAAUUAAAACUUGCUCUAUCAUAGUUAAGAAUGGGAAAUAUUAUGCUUGCUUCUCUUGUGAAGUUGAGUCCAAAUUGCUACCAAAGACAAAUAAAAAGGUUGGUAUUGAUUUAGGCUUAACUUCCUUUUUGGCUACUAGUGAGGGUGAACUUUACCAAGCACCCAAAACUUAUCGAAAGAGUGAAAAACAAUUAGCCAAAGCCCAAAGGAAAGUUAGCCGUAGGAUUAAGAAGAGCAAACGGAGAAAGAAAGCCGUAAUUCUUUUGGCUAAACAGCAUGAGAAAGUUAGCAACCAAAGAAAAGAUUUAGCCCAUAAAUUAGCCAAAGAGUUGGUGGAAAAAUAUGAUGUGGCAGAAACUGGUAAGCAGGGAGUAGAAGUAAAUGCUAAAAACACUAGUCAGAUUUGUAGUGAAUGUGAUAAGCAAAGAGAGCAAAAACUCCAAUUAAGUCAAAGGAAGUUCACUUGUUCUUUUUGCCCUUAUUCAGACAAUCGAGAUAUAAAUGCUGCUCGUAAUAUAUUGAAACGAGCAGAAUGGGUCGGUUCGACCCUUCAAGGAGCAGUCUCGUUAGAGGCUAUUCGUAAAAGAAGAAGUAUCUUAAUUAAAGGUUCUGUGGCAAGCCCCCGAGUAGUCUUAAGUGAAUCAAACCGCUACUUGCGAGUCCAAGCCAUUGACGAUGCGGCUGGCCAUACUCUCCUUGCCUCUUCCACCCAGGAUUUUGUGGAAAAAGAUAAUAAUUUUUCCCUCAAGAAUAGAGAUUAUGCUAAAAAACUGGGCGAAGUGUUUGCUGAAAAGUUAAAAAAAUCCGGUCAAAAAAAAAUCGUUUUUGACCGCAAUGGUCAGAAAAGUCACAAUAGUUUGGAAAAAGAAAAGGUUGUUGAACUAGUCGAAGGUCAAUUAAUCGGCACGGAAGAAAUUAAGGAAAAGCCGGUUCCAGAAAUAACAAACAAACCAGAAUCUACCAAUAGCGAGGAUAAUACUGACUUGCCAACAAAUCGGAAAAGCAGAGCAUUUUCGGAUUUCAGAGGCAGAGAAAGAGAAAAAAGAGAGUAUUUUCGAUCCCAUAUUCAAAAAACUAUUCUGAAAACUUGGCGACCGGUUAAAGUAACCAAAGGGGGGCGUCGCUUUAGUUUCACCUCUUUGACUUUAAUCAAGGAUGAGGAAAAAAAAAGUGUCGCUUACGCUCAUAUGGGGGGCAAAGAGCCUAUGAAAGCCUCCGCUAAAGCUUUUCGUAAAGCCCAAAAAAAAUUACUUAAUUAUUUUUCUACAGCACCCCGCACUAUCCCUCGUGACAUAACA
Molecule: messenger RNA, 1743 nt
Organism: Racocetra persica
Lineage: Eukaryota; Fungi; Glomeromycota; Glomeromycetes; Diversisporales; Gigasporaceae
Source: the annotation of a GenBank genome assembly